ACAGACUGGCAUUUUACUCGAUAAAACGUCUUGUUCGUGCCCUCGAAAAUUUCUCUUUCCCAACCGGGCUUCUCUCCCUCUUCUCUCCGUCCACCAAAUCCCCGUCUUGUUGAAAUCUGUCUUAUCGUGAUUAUUUCUCUCACCAUUUCCGCUCCGGUCUUCAAACCAUUUUCGCUCCAGCCACCAAACCCCUCUUCUCACCAUUUUGCUCCGAUCUUAAACCCGAAAUUUGUGUGAUUAUCCUUCUCACACAAUCUCACUACAAUUUGUGUGAUUUGCGUGAUUAUUGUGUAUGUUGCUUGGCAUCAUCCAGACGAGCUGACUCUCUCUCGGUUUGGUGGUCCGUCGCACUCAAUACAAUCGAAACCCCCACAGCCAUUUCACUCUCCUCUUCCUCCCUCUCUGUCUCUCCCCCACUCUGUCUCUCUCUAAAAUUGGAACUUCGGCAGUGGAAGACGAAAACAAGCUUAUGAAGCUUCAAUCGAAUCGCUGAUUCAAGCCAUCAGUUUAUUUCGCGCGUCUUCCCUUCCUUGCCCAUCUGCAUUCUGCUCGUCUCCGAUCGUGUGAAUGAGAGCUGCUUCAAAUCUCUACAUUUCCAGUUCAAGCAUUAGUGGGGUCACAGUUGCCUUCUACUCGUCUUCUCCGAUAAGUCCCUGUCGCAACUCCUAUUCCGUGUGAGUUUGGCUUGAUCUUGCCCACCAGCCGCUUGUACUGCCAUCGCACGUUAUUCAGCCACUGCUUGGUGUCGUCGCAGCUCAGAGUAAUAUAUUGUCUUUACUGCAAGUUCAAGGCCAUUGAUAUUGAGUGAUGGUGACGACUUCAACUUCGGGGUCCAAGUCACUUAAAGAAUAUCUGAAGAGAUAUGAGAGCAAUGAUGAGGAAGAAAAGAAAAAGAAAAAGAAGAAGAAGAAGGUGGUCCAAAGUAAACCAGAUGUAAAAGGUGUUUUAGUCGUGGAUGAAGAUCCGGUUUGGCAGAAACCAGUUAAUCUUGAAGAGGAAAACAAUGAUGAUUCAGCUGAUGAAGAGAAGCCACAAGUUGAUGAGGACAUUGAGGUUAAGCGGAUGAGGAGGCUCGAACAACUAAAGGCUAUGCGUGCAUAUAAUGCCAUAUCAGAGGAUGGAAGUGGUUGGGUUCCUCUCUCUCCCAAAGCCGCUAAUUCUAAUGACCCAAACUCUGAUAUGUCACCACCACGUAAGCGGGAAGUCCGGAAUGACACACCUUCACCAGAACAUGAACUCAAGCCUGAAGAUUUUGGCAGAGGUAGCACCGAUUUGUCACCUUCACGACAGCGGCUGAAGCACCAACAGAACGAUAUAACACCUGAAUUUCCAGACAUAUCUCCUCCUAGACGGAAUCGUCGUGGUUCUUCAUACCAAGAUGACUUCCAGGCUUCUCCAGGGUCGGACAUUUCACCCCCAAGGAAAACUAGGGAUGGUUUUCGGAUUCCUGGGUUGCCUGAUCUUUCCCCUCCACGUAAACGUUCAACUGAAACCAAUGCUUCACAUGCAUCUUUGCAUCAGGAUCUUUCCCCACCAAGAAAAAGCCGAAAGGAAGCUGCUGUGAAUGAGCCACGAAAAACAGGUCUGCUUACUGGCAAAGAGAUCAGUGAAGAGAUUGCUAGAACUAAGAAGACUGAUUGGUUAAGGUUUAAAGAGAUGGAUCCUUCUAUAAGUGGUCGAGGUGCGGAACCUGUAUAUCGUGAUAAGAUAAAAGGAGAACGUAUAUCGAAGGAAGACUUUUUGAAGUCAAGGCAGAAAGUAAAAGUAGAAGAGAAGCCCAAGGAGAAGAAAUUGGAAUGGGGGAAAGGCUUGGCUCAAAAGCGGGAAGCUGAAACUAAGCUGCAGGAAUUGGAACUUGAGAAGGAAAAACCAUUUGCACGAACCAGGGAUGAUCCAGAACUAGACAACAUGCUGAAGGAGAGAUUAAGAUGGGGUGAUCCCAUGGCGCAUUUGGUGAAGAAAAAGCAUCCUGAAAUGGUUCUCCCAAACCUAGGGGAUAGUGAGAAGAUGAAGGAAUCGGGGUUUGUUAUUCCUCAGGACAUUCCUAUCCACAGCUGGUUAAAAAGAGGCUUAGAUGCUGCACCAAAUCGAUAUGGCAUAAGACCAGGAAGACAUUGGGAUGGAGUCGACCGUAGUAAUGGAUUUGAGAAGGGAUUGGUUAAAAGGACGAAUGAGAGACGAGCUACAGAAACAGAAGCAUACCUGUGGUCUGUAUCUGACAUGUGACUUGACGUGUACGGACUGUGUAAGAAGAUUCCAAUGUGCUUUUCAUGUGUUUUUGGAAAGGCAAUGAGGCAACCGACUUAAAGCAAGUUCUAUUUAAGUUAAUUGGUUGUGGUGGUGAGUGAUUGGUCUUCCUGAAUUGCUGAACAGCAUUAUGUUUGCAUUGCCAGUGAAGUUUCUGUACUCAUGAUGCUUAGUUGUAGAAUUCGUGAUGUGGUUUUUGUCCAGCUAAUUUUUGCUGCCUGCUCUGUGGAUUACACCACAAUUUCAUAAAGCAUGCAGGUUCCAAGGCCUUGUGCUUUUGAGUGACGGCCUCUCUUCUUGUGGGUCAGGGACUGUUGCAAGGCAAGCAUAUUUGGUUGGCUUUGACAGCUGUGACCACCUCCCUUUUAGCUUUUCUUUCCAUGGCAUGUGACCCAAUGAUGUUUUAGAAUGUAAAAUAGUUGAAAACUGGAAGAUUGUCAAUGAACUGUUGUUAAUUUA
Molecule: messenger RNA, 2706 nt
Organism: Carya illinoinensis
Lineage: Eukaryota; Viridiplantae; Streptophyta; Magnoliopsida; Fagales; Juglandaceae
Product: BUD13 homolog
Exons: 11
Coding region: 808-2226 (472 amino acids)
Biological process (GO): mRNA splicing, via spliceosome
Cellular component (GO): U2-type spliceosomal complex; RES complex
Molecular function (GO): RNA binding
Source: RefSeq, a predicted model, not a curated record